AUGUCGAUCUCUCCCAGUUCACGUGUCAUAGUCGACAUUAGACAGCAUCUCGGAGCUUGGCUUGACAACAGGCAGUCGCUCGUGCCAACAUGGUGAACGAGUACAGUACGCUUAUUAUGGACCGAACAGAGUUGGCGCCUUACAGUCGCUUGACGACGAUCGAGUGAUCAGGUGCUCGUUGCGACAGCUUGUCUUGUCCAACGUCGAACUUCGUUUGGACCAACUGCAGAUUCUUUGUCAGACUCACAACUUGCAAGGCUACUCUCUUCGGCGAUCAAGGGCUAGAGAACUGUUUUUGCGCAUUCUAUUGUCUUCAUGCACUGAGAGUUGUCGAGCAUGUGAGAAUGGCUACAUCUUCAAGCGAAACACAGCCAAUGACAUUCUGGUCCCCAGACGGCAUUGCGUACCCCGCCACACGGUCUACCGGCACAGAACAUUGGAGUCGUGUCAAGCAGAACUGAGCAAGGAGAUUUGUGAACGAGGGGAAAGGUCAUUGACAGAGAAUGCGACUCAGAACAGACGACGAGCGGCGACCAACAAUGACAGCCGCGCUGACGACGACACACGGCUUCGCCGAACCCCUCAAGCUUCGCAGGCUGAGCGGUCCUCGCUCUAUACUCCUGCGUCCGCCCGGCUCCAAGCUGAGAUCCGUGCCAAAUAG
Molecule: messenger RNA, 661 nt
Organism: Microbotryum saponariae
Lineage: Eukaryota; Fungi; Basidiomycota; Microbotryomycetes; Microbotryales; Microbotryaceae
Source: the annotation of a GenBank genome assembly